Molecule: messenger RNA, 863 nt
Organism: Nematolebias whitei (Rio pearlfish)
Lineage: Eukaryota; Metazoa; Chordata; Actinopteri; Cyprinodontiformes; Rivulidae
Product: CD209 antigen-like protein E
Exons: 6
Coding region: 1-846 (281 amino acids)
Source: RefSeq, a predicted model, not a curated record
AUGGUACCUCAAAGCCAGAGCCGCUCAAGCAGAGCUGGAUUUGGCUUUCGACACCAACGACUGGUUAUUCUGAGCCUGGGCCUGCUGAACGCUGCGCUGCUGAUAUCUGCUGCUGUCGUCGGGAUUUACUGUGCUAAUGCAAAAGACCUCCAGGUUUCUGAUUUAGCAGGCAUGCCCCUCAUCCUGCAGAUGAACUUUCUCCGCAACCACACAGGCAUCAUGAAGGCCAAAGCAGCGGCGCAGGCGGCCCUGGUGAAAGAGCGUGCCGACGCCGUGCAAAUAAAGCUGGAAAUGGCGCAGAAGAACGCCCUCACCGACACCUUUGAGAAAAGAAUUCAGAGUCUGAAAGCAGAGAGGACGACUCUGCAGUCACAACAAACUACUUUGGAGAAAAACUGCGACAGAUGCCCGUCAGGAUGGGUUCUGCUGAAAACAUCCUGCUAUUAUUUUUCUAAUUAUGAAGAUGCAUCAAAGAAGAACUGGUCAGCCAGCAGAGCAGACUGCGUCAGUAAAGGUGGAGACUUGGUGGUGAUCAACAGCUGGGAGGAACAGCAAACCAUUAAUGUCAAUUUGCCAAGGCUGGGAAGUAGCAGCAGCAUGUGGUGGUUGAACGGGUUCUGGAUGGGCCUCACAGCUGUCGAAGGCCAGGGAACAUGGAUGUGGGUGAACAAUACGGAGGUGUCCUCAACGUACUGGAAAUUUGGACAGCCCCAAAACAGAGAACCUUGGAGUGGAAACUGUGCUGCACUUCUUUACUACGUUGAUAUUAGAAAAACGUGGUAUAGUCUAAACUGCCAGCAGAAUCAGCUCAACUGGAUCUGUGAGAUGGAGCCAAGGAGAAACUGAACUAUCCUACAGUUAUG